This is a messenger RNA of Octodon degus (degu), 1287 nucleotides long. It is a transcript of the gene Gpr171, whose product is annotated as G protein-coupled receptor 171. Bases 136 to 1095 code for a protein of 319 amino acids. NCBI's taxonomy places the organism in Eukaryota, Metazoa, Chordata, Mammalia, Rodentia, Octodontidae. The record is from RefSeq and is a predicted model, not a curated record. Gene Ontology annotation, molecular function: G protein-coupled purinergic nucleotide receptor activity. Gene Ontology annotation, biological process: G protein-coupled receptor signaling pathway. The transcript is spliced from 2 exons. Gene Ontology annotation, cellular component: membrane.
CUGCUGUGCUGCCACUAGCCCAACAGCUCCGGCUCACCUGAUGACAGGCUCAGGCCUUGCAGGAAACAGAAGAAACCCAAGAUUCAUUGAAUUUUUUUAAAAAAUUGAAGUCAUCCUUCCUUCCGGUACCUCAAGAUGGCAAACAUUUCACCGUUCUGUCCAGUUUACAGAGAUCUGGAGCCAUUCACAUAUUUUUUUUACUUAGUUUUCCUUGUUGGAAUUAUUGGAAGCUGUUUUGCAACCUGGGCCUUUAUACAGAGAGCUUCACACCACAGGUGUGCAAGCAUAUACUUAAUUAACCUGCUCGUGGCCGAUCUCCUGCUCACCCUGGCACUGCCCGUGAAAAUCACUGUUGAUUUGGGAGUAGCUCCCUGGAAGCUGAAGAUAUUCCACUGCCAGGUCACAGCAUGCCUUAUAUACAUCAAUAUGUACAUAUCGAUUAUAUUCUUGGCAUUUGUCAGCAUUGAUCGUUGUCUUCAGUUGACACGCAGCUACAAAAUCUACCGAAUACAAGAGCCUGGAUUUGCCAAAAUGUUGUCAACUGUUGUGUGGCUUAUGGUCCUUCUUCUAAUGGUCCCAAACAUGGCAAUUCCCAUCAGAGACAUCAAGGAAAAGUCAAAUGUGGGGUGUAUGGAAUUUAAAAAUGAGUUUGGAAGAAACUGGCAUUUGCUGACAAAUUUCAUAUGUAUAGCAAUAUUUUUAAAUUUCUCCGCCCUUAUUUUAAUAUCCAACUGCCUCGUCAUUCGACAACUCUACAGAAACAAAGACAAUGAAAACUAUCCAAAUGUGAGAAAAGCUCUCAUCAACAUACUGCUAGUGACAACUGGCUACAUCAUUUGCUUCGUUCCUUACCACGCUGUCCGCAUCCCAUACACCCUCAGCCAGACAGAAGUCAUAUCUGACUGCACCACCAAGAUUUCACUCUUUAAAGCUAAGGAGGCCACACUGCUCCUGGCUGUGUCCAACCUGUGUUUAGAUCCUAUUCUGUACUAUCAUCUCUCCAAAGCAUUCCGCCUAAAGGUCACAGAGACAUUUGCCUCACCUACGGAGAUGAAGGCUCAGAAAGGAAAGUCAAGUUAUGAAAGUGAGGCAUAAUAGAGCAGGACUUUCUAUGCUCACUUCCUGCCUUACUGGAUCACAAAGUUUCUUAUAGUUUUGCAAGAGAUAAAUAAAGUACUGAUAAUUAAAAGUACAGAAAGUCAGCAAAUGUGGACUAGUUUACACAGAAACCUAGUAUCUAAAUGCAAACCAAUCUUACGUUUUUAUGACUGUUGAUACCUAUCCCAA